AUGUCGCAGGCGGUGGCUCUUCCUCGCGGCGUGCGCCGCCCAUCAUCCUUCCGCACUGCUCGGGUCUUAUCGGAAGUUGGACACUACCGAGGCUGCCGCUGUGCCACGCCUUCUUGGCUCCCAGCAUACAAGGCCCUUCCUGAAAGCUCAGCCUCAACGAAAACGGCAAUCUCUGUGAGGCCUGGACGGGCUCCGUUCCAGGAGCUGUCGUGGAGCCAUACGCGAGGCCAAGACGCCAAAGUGGCCUCUGUGGCCUGGGGCCUGCUUUCGGCCUGUUUGCCCUUCGAGGCUUUCUGGGGCGUCACAGGUGCGGCGGCCGCUGUCUUGGCGAGCCUCGCGCGCUCGCGCCGAACCUGCUUGGCGGCAACGCAGAUGAAACAGAGCAAAGUGUCAAGGUUGAAGGGUGGUGCAAUGUUGACGGUCCGGAAGUCCAAGAACAACGCUCAUGUUGCCCUGUGUGACAAGAAGGGCGAGAUUGUCUGGUGCACCACCGAGAAGCGCUACGGCCCACUCCUCCCGAACGCCAACAGGGCUAUCGAGGCGGCGCUCUUCGUGGCGGACAAGCUGGGCGUGGAGUCCAUCGUGCUGCAAGUGAAGGGCUCGCCUGGAGCUUUGGGCGGCAUCAUCGCCACCAUCCGUUCUUCCGGCAUCAAUGUAACGCAAGCCUAUGUCCGAAACACCAUCCAAUACGGAGGUUGCCGACCGCGUCUUAUGCGCCGUGUGUGA
Symbiodinium sp. CCMP2592 is the source of this 726-nucleotide messenger RNA. The record is from the annotation of a GenBank genome assembly. Lineage: Eukaryota; Dinophyceae; Suessiales; Symbiodiniaceae.